This is a messenger RNA of Amphiprion ocellaris (clown anemonefish), 2599 nucleotides long. It is a transcript of the gene hid1b, whose product is annotated as HID1 domain containing b. The record is from RefSeq and is a predicted model, not a curated record. The coding region runs from base 95 to 2515 and encodes 806 amino acids. The transcript has 19 exons. Lineage: Eukaryota; Metazoa; Chordata; Actinopteri; Pomacentridae. Gene Ontology annotation, cellular component: Golgi trans cisterna; membrane; Golgi medial cisterna.
UUGAGUUUUCCGAGCGGCUCCUGAACGCAGCAGCGCAGCAGGUUUUUAUCCUCGACGCGGAUCCUGCGGACAGGAGGCGGUUUGAGACGCAGAAAUGGGAAACUCAGACACCAAACUUCACUUCAGGAAGGCGGUGAUCCAGCUGACGACCAGAACUCAGCCUGUCGAAGCCUCAGACGACGUGUUCUGGGAUCAGUUCUGGGCCGAAUCCUCCACAGCCAUGCAGGAUGUUUUCGCUCUGGUUCCUGCUGCAGAGAUCAGAGCUGUGAGGGAAGAAUCCCCGUCCAACCUGGCAACCCUCUGCUACAAGGCAGUGGAGCGUCUGGUCCAAGGCGCCGACUCCGGCUGUCCGUCAGAAAAAGAGCGUCAGAUCGUGGUGAACUGCACUCGACUCCUCACCAGGAUUCUUCCAUACAUCUUCGAGGACGCCGACUGGAGAGGAUUCUUCUGGUCCACCGUCCCUGGAGCUGGAAGGACAAAGCGUUUGGAUGAAGAUGCAGAUGACGAUGAAGCCCGACCGCUGGCUGAAUCCCUGCUGCUGGCCAUCGCUGACCUGCUCUUCUGUCCAGAUUUCACCAUCCAGAGCCACAAGAAGAGCAGCCCGGAUUCAGCCGAGGACAUUCGAUCCAUCGACAGCUGUGAAUACAUCUGGGAGGCCGGAGUCGGAUUCGCUCAGUCUCCUCCGCUGAACUACGUCCACGACCUGAACAGGACGGAGCUGCUGAAGCUGCUGCUCACCUGUUUCUCUGAAGCCAUGUACCUGCCUCCUUCCUCUGACAGUAAAACCCUCAAUCCCUGGGUCUCCUUCUUCUGCUCCACCGAGAACAGACAUGCUCUGCCUCUCUUCACCUCCCUGAUAAACGUGGUCUGUGCCUACGAUCCGGUCGGCUUCGGGUUCCCCUACAACCACCUGCUGUUCUCCGACUCCCGCGAGCAGCUGGUGGAACAAUCCAUCCAGAUCCUUAUCGCCACCCUGGAGCACGAGGCCUCGUCGGCCUCCAGCGCCGCCCUGCAGGCCCUGGACGAAGCUACAGCUUCCCCCGCUGAUGAGGAGCCGGAGCCAACUGGACCUGAUAAUCUUUUUGUGAAUUAUCUCUCCAGGAUCCACAGGGAAGAGGACCUCAGCUUCAUCCUCAAAGGUCUUGCUCGGCUGCUCAACAACCCUCUGAUCCAGACCUACCUGCCUCGAUCCACCAAGAAGAUCCAGUUUCACCAGGAGCUGCUGAUCCUCUUCUGGAAGUUCUGCGACUUCAACAAGAAGUUCCUGUUCUUUGUGCUGAAGAGCAGCGAUGUUCUGGACAUUCUGGUUCCCAUCCUGUUCUACCUGAACGAUGCCAGAGCAGAUCAGUCUCGUGUCGGCCUCAUGCACAUCGGUGUCUUCAUCCUGCUGCUGCUCAGCGGAGAAAGAAACUUCGGAGUCCGUCUGAACAAACCGUUCACCCACCGAGUGCCCAUGGACAUCCCAGUUUUCACAGGAACCCACGCCGACCUGCUCGUCGUGAUCUUCCACAAAAUCAUCACCAGUGGACACCAGCGUCUGCAGCCUCUGUUCGACUGUCUGCUCACCAUCAUAGUGAACAUUUCUCCGUACCUGAAGAGUCUGUCCAUGGUGGCGGCCAACAAGCUGCUGCACCUCCUGGAGGCCUUUUCUACGCCCUGGUUCCUCUUCUCGGCCCCCCAGAACCACCACCUGGUCUUCUUCCUGCUGGAGGUCUACAACAACAUCAUCCAGUACCAGUUCGAUGGAAACUUUAAUCUGGUUUACGCCAUUAUCCGGAAGAGAAACGUCUUCCAUCAGCUGGCCAACCUGCCGUCGGACACGGCGUCCAUUCAGAAAGCUCUGCAGAAGAAGAAGAAGUCUGGGAUCUCCAGGACUAACUCCACAGAGAAAGGAUCCAUGGAGGGUUCUACGCCUGCUGUACCUGCAGAACCCGGCACCCUUAAAGCCAGUUUAGAGGCAACUCCAGGAAUCGAUAAGAUCACAGAGAAGUCUCAGGUGAGUGUUGAUGGUACGAUGGUCGCUGUUCCUCAUUCAGAUCCUCCUCAGACGCCUUCAGACAGAAACAUCGGAGCUGCAGCCAGCGACACUGAGUCCAACUCAGAGAGAGACCAGGAGGUCGACCACACAGAGUCGGAGGCAGCGAGGAGUCGACUGUCCAGCGUCUCAUCGACGGCAGCCUUCAGCGCUAAUCCAGACUGGGUGUUGUCAUGGAAAACCAGACUUCCUCUGCAGACCAUCAUGAGGCUGCUGCAGGUUCUGGUUCCUCAGGUGGAGAAGAUCUGCAUCGACAAGGGUUUGACAGACGAGUCAGAAAUCCUGAACUUCCUGCAGCACGGUACGCUGGUCGGCCUCCUGCCGGUUCCUCAUCCCAUCCUGAUCAGGAAGUACCAGGCCAACGCCGGCACCGCCAUGUGGUUCCGCACAUACAUGUGGGGAAUCAUCUAUCUGCGAAACGUGGAUCCUCCGAUCUGGUACGACACCGACAUCAGGCUGUUUGAGAUCCAGAGGAUUUAGAGGAACUACUGAGUGGAUUCUGUUUGUUGUCUUCACUCUUAGUAGCAAAACAACAACAAUAAACAUGGAAGUUUAUCCUCCUCA